Molecule: messenger RNA, 1560 nt
Organism: Microsporum canis CBS 113480
Lineage: Eukaryota; Fungi; Ascomycota; Eurotiomycetes; Onygenales; Arthrodermataceae
Product: ankyrin repeat domain-containing protein 28
Exons: 1
Coding region: 1-1560 (519 amino acids)
Molecular function (GO): protein binding
Source: RefSeq, a predicted model, not a curated record
AUGCCUUCACCAACGAUAGAAAGCUUGCCGUUCGAGAUUCUCGAUCUGAUUAUAUCAUUUAUACCCGUCGUUGACUACUACAGCAUAAAGCUUACAGGAAGCCGUCAUCUCACUAGCGCUAUUCGCCGACGGACUUCUAGCAUUUCUCGCCAGGAGUAUGCCACUCUACUUCAGCAGCAAGACGGCUACGGUAGUUUCAAGAUAGUCCCGAUUCGGACUGCACUUACAAUCACCAUCCACCGAGGGAGUGAAUCCAUCGUUCGACGCUACAUAGACCGAUAUGGUGGCGCCAAAACCCGGCCACUCAGCCGUGAAAACCGGACAUAUACCACUGCCUUCCAUAUGGCGGCAUAUCACGGUGCUACAAAUAUCCUCAGCCUCCUUAUGAGUCGGAUCAAUCUCAGAUGCCGAAAGACCGGAAACACUGCACUUCAUCUUGCGGCCGGGCACGCCAAACUUGAGGCAACCAGACUGUUGGUAGAGAACGGUGCUGAUAUCAAUGCUAUCAACUUUGAUGAGAAAACCCCUCUUAUGAUGGCGCAGAAAUCAGGGCUUAAGAAGGAUGUUGUCCGAUAUCUACGAAGCCAGGGAGGAUGUGUAUCUGUAGAGGAGGUUCUGAAGCAACAUCCCUCUAGAACGUUUGCAGAUUUAGUGUGGAGGUGUACCGAUGAACCUGUAACAAUCGGAGAUAUGUUCUAUUGGGUCGUAUUCUAUCGAGAUUGGGAUAGGAUGAAGGUUAUACGCGCGUUUGCUAACUAUCUAGACACACAACAAAGUCGGGGCCCGGGGCCAAAUGAGCGACGUCAAAGGAGCUUAGUUUCCUUUGCCACAGUCAACAGGGUGACACAUGUCAUUCAAGCGUUGGUAGACGAUGGAUUCUGUAUCAAUUCCUGGACUGACCCCGGUGGCCACAACCUCCUCCAUAUUGCCGCCCGCUCUGGAGAUGUCUCGUUGGCAGAAAUGCUUCUUAAGAACGGAAUAGAUCCUAACCACCGCUGCCGAAAUGGAAUGACACCCUUACAUAUGGCCGCAUAUACAGGCGCUAUGCCCGUCCUCAGGGCGCUCAUACGGUCUGGUGUUUCGGUGAAUCUGGCAGAUGGUAAAGGACGGACGGCCCUGCAUUGUCCGCGCCUCUGCUACACCAAUUUCGUCGCCACCCUUGUCGACGAGUAUGGUGCCGAUACUGAAGCGAAGGAUAAUAAUGGUCGAACUCCCCUCCAUUACGCCAUCAUCAAAAAGAUGCCCGACAUUUUCAUGGAUCUCCUAAACAUAGGUGCCGAUAUUAACGCCCAGGAUCGAAGGCUUGAGACGCCUCUUAUGCACGCCAUCCGGAGACGUUACAUAUACUCCAUCGGUGUAUUGAUGCAACGCGGCGCAGACUUUACUUUGUUAAACGUAAACGGCCUGAAUGCUAUGGAAAUGUCGCCCUAUACCUAUGCUCUUGGGAUGAUUCUUUGGAAUGGCCAUAACCCCCAGCUCAAGGCAAAGAAGGCUACGAUGGAACUUAUCCGUCAAACAAGGGUGGACCAGGACCAGGACGUCUCUUCAUCUAGUGAUUGA